UGGGUCAACACGGAAGUGGUCACACUUUAAAACGGAAGUCUACUCUAUUUCCCAAUAGCGUACUUCCUGUUUUUUUUUUUUUCGUAUUCUCUUUGCAGUCGACAGGAGCGUUUGAUUCGGGCAAACAAAUUUCCAUUGGGAGGGGGUUCCUUACACUGGGCGGUCACUUCUUGAAGCAAACAUUUGCUCCAAAGAGCUCCACAGAGACUGCCAUUAGUUUCCUUUCCACUGUGCGUCUGCGGCUCUGCUGACAUCAGACAGGAAGGCACGCGGCGAGUGGCGGCUCAACCGAAACAGGAAACUGCUGCAUCGUCGACAUCACUGGCCUGGGAAUGACUGAAUUCUGGGUUUGUUUCAGCUGCUGUAUUGCAGAGCAGCCACAACCUAAACGGCGGCGACGGAUCGACCGCUCCAUGAUCGGCGAGCCAACAAACUUUGUCCAUACCACACACGUAGGCUCGGGUGACAUGGGCCUGGGAUUGGCCUCUGUUGACCUGGUUCAAGCCCAGAUGAAGUCCAAAGGCGGCUACGUACACGGCGGCUCUGAAGGCUCACAAUUAUGAGCCCUUCAGUGUGGAGGAAACUACUACUGUUAAUACGUGGAAGCAGUUCAGUCCUUCCAGGACGCAGGACCAAAAGAUAAAAGUACUGCUUUUCCAUAAUGUUGUAUAUAUUUUUAUUUUCCAUUAUUUUUGUUUAAAAAAAAGCACUGCUAUCCAUUUGCUGCCAUGCUGUUGCACUGUAAAGAGUACCAGUUGAAGAGUAGAGAGGGGGAAGAGGAGGCUUUAUUUAGUACGCUCAUCAUCUCAGACAAACGUAUGCUUGUGUGUGUGUGUGUGUGUGUGUGUGUGUGUGUGUGUGUGUGUGUGUGUGUGUGUGUGUGUGUGUGUGUGUGUGUGUGGUUGGUUGUAGGUCGUAUAUGCAUGAGGAAAACUGUCGCUCUUGUAGCUCACAUGGAUGCCUGUAUUUAUUAUUGCAUUUGCAAACGGACCUCACAGUGGCUGGGCCGCUGGAGACGUGGAACCUUCUGUUUCCGUCUUUUUUUUUUUUUUCCUCAGAGGUUUGACAAAGGACAGGUGGAGGUAGCAAAGCAUGUUAGUUUUUGUUUUUCCUUUUUUUUUAUUCAGAGAAAUCUUAUGAUCCUCUGAGUCAUCUUCAGGGUUGAAGAUUGCUGUUUUCUACUAAACUUGAAUUGAGUCACGUACACUGGGCCAUAUACUUUGUACACUCGCACCCGCUUAGAAAUUACGCUUUAUUUUAUACUCAUUUAGAUUAAAAUCAUGUAGAAUUUUAAUAAACUGAACUUCCUUAUCUGUCGUCAUUUUUUAUUAUCUUUAUUAUCUAAGUAUUUUUUAAGCAGAGGCUUAAGUUGUGUGAACUGAAGUGAACUUGAAAGUAUCACCACUGCACACAAGUGAGUGGUCAGGUUCCACAUAGAUGCUGAUAUUAUCCUCUUUGGAUGUAGUCAUUGUUUGUUUUUGUAUUUCUUUAAUCACCAAGGAGUUUAUAUAUUUUUAAUUUGUCAGCGGGAUAUCACAACAAAACUGCUUUUGAAGGGGCAGGGCAUGCGCCAAGGAAGAACAUGUUUUUUUGUGGAUCCAGCAUAUUUGUUUUAGGUGUGGUGUUUAUCUUUUUCUUUUGAUGACAAUAUUAAAGCACAGAAGGGGGGUGGGUAUCAAAGAAUUGUAGACUUUAAUAUGCUGAUACAAAUUAGGAUUGUUCAGCAUUUACUAACAAUUGCUCUCCACUGAGUGCCAUGGUACCAUGUUUUCCUCAAAUAGUGGCAAAGGGUGGCAUAUUUACUCAAAUGCAAAUUUUCAAACGUUUCGUUCGGCAUUUAUUUAGGUCAUUGCUUGCCAUUGUCGGCGCUAGACAUCCAAUCCAUUUUGACUUGAGAGAGGCUGGCUACUAAUCUCUGUCAGACCUCCCAGUUAAUAGCACUGAAACGUGAGCAUUGACACCAGGCCCGCCAGUUUAAAUAUUAUAUAUUUUAUUAUUUUAACUAUUCUUU
This is a messenger RNA of Corythoichthys intestinalis (scribbled pipefish), 2011 nucleotides long. It is a transcript of the gene cdc42se2, whose product is annotated as CDC42 small effector 2. Gene Ontology annotation, molecular function: small GTPase binding. Gene Ontology annotation, biological process: regulation of Rho protein signal transduction. The coding region runs from base 333 to 563 and encodes 76 amino acids. Gene Ontology annotation, cellular component: plasma membrane. The record is from RefSeq and is a predicted model, not a curated record. The transcript has 5 exons. NCBI's taxonomy places the organism in Eukaryota, Metazoa, Chordata, Actinopteri, Syngnathiformes, Syngnathidae.